AUGAUUGGGUUCAGAUCGCAUGUUCAUGGCGACUGGAAGUUGCGAUGGGAGCUUGUGAUCCGUCUCUUAAUCUCCUGUUUCUUGGCCCUACAGUCCCAAUUGGCUCUGGUCGCUGUACCCCGUUAUCUCUCCUUCUUGCCUCUCCUCGCCAUGCUCCCCAUCUCAGGUUCUUCUUUUCUCCAUUUCUCUGGUAUUCGUUGUAUUCUCUCAUCUUUCAGAGAAGAUGACCGCUGGUAUGCUCUUUCUACCGUCUCUCUGCGGGCUGGCUCGGGCACGGCAGGUGUGGUCAUGAUGGCGACACUGGGUUUAGGCCGAUGCUGCCGGGGUCUCUUCGGCAUCUCCGCCUAUGCUCCGGCUUUGGUUCUCUUCCAUACACUCUUUCUUUGGGGAGCUUACAUUUCCGUGAUUCGAGAAGGUCUCUUUCCCUUCUGACAUCUUCAUGAUUUUCCCAGCGUUAUGUCGUGAUAAUUUUUCUUAUUUUAAUGAGAAAAAAACUUCCUCGUUUGGAGCAUGAGCUACCGCUAGACUUAUACAACCCUUCUAUUGACACUCAUUGGGUUUCUUUGGUCUUCAAGAGUGUGAUCAAGGAACUGAUUUUCCUUCUAUCGCCUGUAAAACCAGAGAGAGUUUAUAAAAAGUUGUUCUCUUCAAAAUUAUAAUGUUUAUUAGUUUUUUUUGCGGGGCGUAACACGACUAGUUUCUUCAAAAUGGCAAUUUUAUCGGAUUAUCUUUUCUCUGAUAUACCAUUACUAAUUCGGUUUUUCCCCCUCUUCUGCAGCCGUUCCAUCUUUACUUGAUGCAGCAAUGAAUGUUCAGUGUCCAUUGCUAAUGUUCGGUUUGUACAGGUGUGAUAUCUUGGCACAGCUUAUCUUGUUAUCCAUGAUAGAUAUUGAUAAACACGCGAGAUUUCCUUGCAGAAAAAUGACUAACUGUUGAAUGCGUUGAUGACCUUCCAGUUAAUUCUCUGUUUCUUUUGAGAUGGCUUGCGGAUGAUAAUUAACAUUUAGGAUUAUGUUUAUUAAAACAGAGUUAUGCUUUGUAAUUGUGUUCAUGGUAAUCUUAUUACUUGUUGUAUUCAAAGAUGAGACCCACUCUCAGAAUUCAUACAGAAAUAUUUCAGUUUAAGGAACCUGAUUCUUUUUCACGAAUGUAACGAGAAAAAUAUUGCACGAAACUGUGGGCAUUUCAUGAAUUGAAUCAGCUCUGGCUAGGGGAAACCAUUGCUGCCUAUCAUUGAAUCUAUUAAUUUCAAUAGUGUCCUUUCACAUUGCUCCCACUCUCAGUUUUCAGAGAAGUUGAAAUAUUUAGUAGGCAUGUGCUAUUCCCAGAGUGCCUACUCAUCGAAGUACUCGUUGUUUCACUACACUAUACUUCUAGGAAUGUUCUUCUCGUAAUUCCCCUUUUUAUUUAUUUACUUGUUUUUUCUCAAUGGUGGUGUCCGUUCAAUGGCUUUAUCUGGAAACAAAAUAACUUUAACGUUGUGCAUUUAACUAAAUGAAAUAAAAUUUAAAAAUGUGAUGUAUGUAUUCUGAUUUUUCUUCUACGUUUGCAUCUUAGCAGAAUUAUUUUUAGUGAUCCCGGAGUGGUUACAGAUGAUUAUUCGAACCCUGAAGUGCUUCCUCUAUGUUCCUAUUCUGAAUCCAAACUCCAGUCUAAGGUUUGCUGUGACAACUCCCUACUAUUGGUUAUUUAAAUCUUUUCAAUUAAAAACUGAGUACAUAGCGGUUUCUAUUCGUAACGCCAUUUGACAAUUUCUGCAGACACUUAUGGCACGUUUUUUUAUUGUUCUAAAGUGGUUUUCUUUAGAGUCUUUUUUUUUUCCUUUUAUUGCUGUUUUACCUGUUUCAAAAGGUUGCAUUUUCCAAACUUUCAUUGACCAGAAAGAAUAGGUGCAGGUUGCUGAAACUUGGAUAAAUCAUUUAUGCUCUCUUAAUGCAGGAAAAAAAUACGCAGUGCACUGAAAGUUGGACUCAUAUUUCACGAAGAUAUAUAAAGAAAAAGAAUUAAUCCUAUUGAUUUGUGAGAAAUCCCAGUCUCGGCAUCACAACAAUUAAGGCCAAAAUAACGGGGGAUCAAUUUUCCUAUUGUCGUAUAGAGAAUCAAAAGGGUUCAUAUAAUUUUCGUGUACAUUUGGGAGUUUAUAUAUGUAUUCUAAUUUUUCUAUUCCCUUUCAUAAUGUUUCUUCCCCGCAUAUUUUCUCCCCUAAUUUUUCCUCGUUUUCUGUCUUCUUUUCUAUUUUCUCCCUUUCUCUUCAAUUUUUCUUUCCAUUUUUUUACUCCCUAACGAUUUUUUCUUCAUAGUUUCCUUCCAUUAUCGUCCCAUUUUCCCAUAUGUUCUUGACUUAUUAUCUCAUGACCUUGUGGCUUAGUGGGACUUAGAUUAUCCUCUUUGGCAGGGUUCAUUUCCUCUCACGAGAGUAAGAUACUGUAGAAUCUGUAGCGCCAAUGUAUUAGGAUUCGACCACCACUGUCCUGCUUUUGGGAACUGCAUAGGUAAGCCUAUGGUGGUCUCUCCUGUGCAUUUAUCGACCCUAUCCAUGAUUUUCUGUUCAUAAUAUAGGUGUCAUUCUGAUCUUUUCUCAGGUCAGAAGAACCAUCGGCUAUUUAUGGCUCUUCUUGUUGGGUUUAUCAUCUCAGAGGCAUCUUAUGCAUUUUGUUCAAUGCAUUGUAAGGACUUGUCAUAGUUUUUUUUUAAAAAAAAUUAUCUACUCUUUCUUUAUUUAUCCUUCAGUUUGUGCUGUUUUUCAAUGUGAUAAAGACUCGUUUUUGAGCCACCUGUGACUCCUUCCCAAGAUCCAAUGAGAUUUCAGUUCUCAAUGUUAUGAAUGUCACAAGAACAUUGAUGGAAGGUAGGGAGUAGUAAACUGUCUAGUAGAGUUUAUGGGAUAUCAGAUUCACAAACCAAAUCGCAGUAACUGGAUACCAUAUUUAGAAUCACAUGUUUCUUUACAGUAACAGGUAGGGAACCAUGGGCAAUAUAAGUGGAGCAUGUGAAGCCCAAGGGCAUCCAUUGGUUCUGAGACCUCUUCAAGAUAGUGGGUCGUUUAUUUGGUAUUCAAUAUGGGACUAUUCUUAGCAAUGUUCAUCAUAUCUUAUUUUAUAACUUUUAUACUUGCUUAAUGAUGUGAUAGAUUCAUUCUCUAAAAGCUGGAUCCUCCAUGUUAUCAGGUCGUCUAACUCAAGUAAAUCACAUACUUCCUUGUUGGGUAGUAAAUACUAGGCUAUUCUCAACAAUGUCUAGAAAAAAAUUGACAUAGUUUUGGAAUUUUAUGUGUUUUGAGACACAUUCUAGAUUCGUUCCUGAAAAUUCGAAUGAUCCUCCCUAUUAUGUGCAUAAAUAAUAAUGAUCUAAGAUUCAAAAAAUAUUUUUGACCUUUUAAAAAAAAUUCAAAGUAUUUUUAUUUUUAUUUUCAAUUGCAGUUAUCUCCGAUUCCCAGAACAAGAUCAGACUGAAGGUACGUAUCCUUCCUCUCAAUACAUCCAUGCCUUAACAAUAUAUCACGACGUCAGAUCAGUACUGUCUGUAUCAGAUUGUGAUGCACCAGCAACAACUUGUAGAAACACCCAAAAAAUAUGAUUACCAUAAUUAUUGGUUUUGUUUGAUCUUUAUUUUUUUUGGCCGUUUAGUUUCUACGGCUCCUCAUUUUCUUGUUGCUUGGAAUCUGUGUUAACUGUGAAGUCAAAUGAACGCUGAUUCUCUUUCUCUCCAAGAAAGAUAUACCUCUGGGCGUGAAACGAUUCGAAAGAAUACAAAAUCGCAGCAAGAAGAAAGAAAGAAAAUCCUAUGAAAACACGGAUUUCUAUUUCUCAAUGAUAUCCUACGAUGGAGACAAUUGGUUGAAUCCCACGAAGCCCAUUUCAUGGAAGUUCAGAAAACAAUUAAUUCCAUUUUUUGUAAUAAUUGGGUCCCAGCAUUAGCACUGUUCUCUCAUCAAGCUUUCUUUUUCUCUCAGUGGAUUUUUUAUGCCACGAGCUGGAUCAUCUUCAGCGGUGGACGUAUUUCCUCAGUUUUUUCUGUUCUUCCCGCAGAGCAAUCUCCCCGGGGACUUGGUAGUCAGCACCUUGCUUUUCUCCCUCCUUCAGAUCUUUUGGCAGGUACCUCAACAUCAGAUGAUAUUUCCUUUCAACUGGGUUCCAAAAAUUGCAUUUUUUUUAUUUUUUUGGGUAACGCGCCUUCUGUUCUUCACCACUCGAAAGCUCAGAUUUUUUGUUAUUAUUAUUUUAAAAUUAUUCCUUUUCUGAAUCCCCUCUGGAACAUCUCUGAUGGGUUGGCCUGUAAUUUUUUGGGUAGGUGAUAUUCCUGACGUGGCAUAUCUACUGCAUCUGCUUCAACAUCAGAACCGACGAGUGGGUGAGUAAGAAUGGGUCUGCACUGUGAUUUUCCAGAAAGAUUAUGGAGUUCCAUCUGAUCUUAAUGAACAUGUUCAUUCAGAUCAACUGGAGAAAGUACCCAGAGUUCCACGUGGAUUCCCGGUGCCAACCAGGUGAUAUGCUCAUAUCUCCAUCGCUUCUCUCUCAUGAACUGCGAUCAGGAUUCGCUUCUGAGUUUUCCUGGUUCUUGGUAGGGCCACAAGCAUCGGACCUCGAGUACCGGAAUCCGUACGACAAUGGCGUCGUCUGCAACAUACAGGAAUUUCUGAGGCCGAAGGCCCCUACAAGCUCGAAUUGA
Spirodela intermedia is the source of this 4668-nucleotide messenger RNA. Lineage: Eukaryota; Viridiplantae; Streptophyta; Magnoliopsida; Alismatales; Araceae. The record is from the annotation of a GenBank genome assembly.